GAACAACCUCUAUUCACCACUUCUGCUCAUGUCUUCGAGAUCGAUCCAGAAACGAAAAAGUCAUGGCUGCCUUCUUCCAAGCUAGCAGUACCAGUAUCGUUUUAUUGCGACCCAAUGCGUAGUCAUCACAGAAUAAUUUCCGUCGACGGUACCAAGGUCAUUGUAAAUAGCAGUAUAACACAGAAUAUGCAUUUCAUGAAAACAUCGGCCAAAUUUGGACAAUGGUCAGAUGCUAGAGCUAAUACUGUCUAUGGAUUAGGAUUCUCCUCCGAAAGCGAUUUAAAUAAGGUAAGUUAA
Messenger RNA from Trichoplax adhaerens, 297 nucleotides. RefSeq lists its product as uncharacterized. Gene Ontology annotation, cellular component: cytoplasm; plasma membrane. The annotation marks the transcript as partial. The record is from RefSeq and is a predicted model, not a curated record. Lineage: Eukaryota; Metazoa; Placozoa; Uniplacotomia; Trichoplacea; Trichoplacidae. Gene Ontology annotation, biological process: regulation of store-operated calcium entry; G protein-coupled glutamate receptor signaling pathway. The transcript has 2 exons. Gene Ontology annotation, molecular function: G protein-coupled glutamate receptor binding.